AUUAGGGGAGUGUGGAAUAAUUGGCGCCGAGCAAAUCCUACAGGCUUCUUGACUCCAUGGCAGUGAAUGUUCGUGCAGCAGUAUAUGUAGUGCUGUGAAAGACGACCGGUGUUUUUGUGCAUCGCUGUCUGGUCUUCAGUCUCAGCAAGCUUUCUUGUGGCUGACCACUAGCCUUCCUACCUUCGCUUCGUUCUUCCUUUUCUCAACCGUUAUGCUUCUCAAGUCCGCUCUUCUGGCUGCGGCCUCCCUUUCAACCUCGGUGCUGGCCACCUUUGGUGUCACUAAGUCUGGUAGCAACUUUGUUGUUGAUGCUGGCUCGAGCAAUGCUUUGGUUUUUACUGUCGAUGGCGCGAACUGCGAUAUCACGUCGAUCAAAUACCGCGGCGAGGAGUUCCAGUAUGCUUCGAAGGGGUCGCACAUCUCUUCUGGUCUUGGAUCAGCCACAGUCUCGUCUACAAUCAUUGGCACGACUGCAAAGAUCACCUGCACAACCUCUACUUUGACCCACUACUAUGUCGUCAAGUCUGGGGAUUCGACCAUCUACAUGGCCACUUACACCACUGCUGAGCCGAGCAUCGGAGAGCUGCGCUUCAUCGCUCGUCUCAACCCAACGACAUUGCCUUCCGAGUACCCCUUCGGUGUUGUGUCGACGACUGCUGGCUCGAGCUCAACUGUCGAGGGUUCGGAUGUGUUCGUCGUCGAUGGACAAACUCGAUCGAAGUUUUACUCGAGCGAGCGUUUCAUCGAUGACUCCAGGCAAUGCGUGUACCGUGGAGAGGACGUUCACGUCUGCAUGCUGCUCAACUCCCAGUCCUACGAGGCUUCCUCUGGCGGUCCCUUCUUCCGCGACAUCAACUCGAAUAACGCCGGCGACUCUACCAACCUAUACUUUUACAUGAACUCUGGUCACGUCCAGACCGAGAAGUUCCGCAUGGGUCUCCACGGUCCGUACGCGAUGGCCUUCACCCGCAGCGGUAUCCCGUCUGGUGGCUCGUCGCUCGACACCUCCUUCUUCAAGGAUCUCUCCAUCACCGGUUACGUUGCCGACUCUGGCCGUGGAAAGGUCACAGGUACUGCGACUGGCGUUGGGACCAGCUUCCAGAAGGUCCUGCACUGGUACAACGAUGAUGCGCAGUACUGGGUAUACGCCGACAGCGCCGGCAUAUUCACUUCGCCUUCUAUGAAGCCCGGAACAUACACUCAGGUCCUCUACCAGGGUGAGUUCAAGGUCAAGGCUGCUAGUGUCACUGUCAAGGCCGGCUCAACUACCACCGCCAAUAUCGCCGCUGAUACCGAGACCAAGACAUCUGUCUGGCGCAUCGGCGAAUGGGACGGCACCCCCAAGGGCUUCAGGAACGCCGCCAACCAGCUGCGCAUGCACCCCACAGACUCCCGCAUGGAAUCAUGGGGACCGCAGACCUACACUGUCGGCUCGAGUAGUCUUGGAAAUAUACCAAUGGCCCUCGUCAAGGACACUAACCAACUCACCAUCAAGUUCACCGGCGCCACCGGCUCGACUCUUCGCAUCGGGACUACCCUCGCGUUCGCUAGCUGCCGUCCCGGUGUUGUCGUGAACUCCUGGACUGCUACUACUCCUGCUGCGCCGACCAAGAUUGACUCCAGAGGUCUGACACGUGGUGCGUACCGUGGCUUUGGCGAAGUGUACAACUUCGAUAUCCCGUCUGGUACUCUGACGAGCGGGACGAACACUAUCACUAUUACUUGCGUUAGUGGUAGCACCGGUGAUGGCUUCCUUGCACCGAACAUUAUCCUCGAUGCGAUAGAGUUGUUUAAGUGAGUCUGGGGGCUUGUGUGGUGUCGUGGCUUUGACCGAGGGACACACUUGGCAGCCUGUCUGAGACUUGCUUUAGUCGUUUA
Molecule: messenger RNA, 1878 nt
Organism: Macroventuria anomochaeta
Lineage: Eukaryota; Fungi; Ascomycota; Dothideomycetes; Pleosporales; Didymellaceae
Product: polysaccharide lyase family 4 protein
Exons: 3
Coding region: 212-1798 (528 amino acids)
Biological process (GO): pectin catabolic process
Molecular function (GO): carbohydrate binding; carbon-oxygen lyase activity, acting on polysaccharides
Source: RefSeq, a predicted model, not a curated record